AUGGGGGAGAUCACAGGGCCUCUGGUCAAGGAGCAGUUGACCGACCAGCUUCCAAAGCGCUUCAAGGCGCUGAAGUUCGGUAUCCAAUCCAAUCAGGAUAUCGUCAGCCAGGGUGUCCUCGAGGUCUCUGAUCAUCUUCUUUACGAUGUUGAGAAUGGACGGAGAACAUAUCCCCACGGCCCUCUCGACCCUCGCUUGGGAACCUCGAGUAAAACGGGCACAUGCUCUACCUGCUCCCAGCCUCUCCAAAACUGCCCCGGCCAUUUUGGGCACGUCAGACUUCCCUUGCCGGUUUUCCACAUCGGAUACCUAAAAUAUAUCCAGGCGACACUCCAAAACAUUUGCAAGGAUUGCUCAAGGGUUCUACUGGAAGAGACAGAGCGGCGACAGUUCCUGAAAGAAUUGCGUCGCCCGGGAAUCGACAAUUUGAAGCGCACCCAGAUUGUCAAGAGGAUCAACGAGCAAUGCCGAAAAGUCAGGACAUGCCCGUACUGCGCUUGUACGCAGGGCGUCAUCCGUAAGCUUAGCGUCAUGAAGCUUGUCCACGACAGGUUCUCGGCCUACAACAAGUCUACUGCACAAAAGAAAGUUGCGCCGGAGAGCAAGGUUGCCUUCGAUGCUUCUUUCUCCCAGGCCAAGAGAUACCUGCCCGAUCUUGAGAAGCAUACUCGGAAGGCGAUGGAUGAUCUCAAUCCUCUGAAAGUCUUGAAUCUCUUCAAGGCCAUCAGCCCAACAGACUGUGAACUCCUUGGGUUAGAUCCUGCCGAGGGUCGACCCGAGAUGUUUCUCUGGCAAUAUCUUCCCGCCCCUCCAAUCUGUAUCAGACCUUCGGUCGCGCAGGAAAACGCCAGCAACGAAGACGACAUCACCAGCAAACUGUCGGAGAUCAUUCUCUAUGGCGGCUGUCUCCGGGAGUCUCUCCAAAAGGGAACUUCGCUUCCGAUCAUUAUGGAACAGUGGGAGUUUCUGCAGCUUCAAGUCGGCAUGUACGUGAAUAGCGACGUGCCUGGCCUUAACCAGCCGGGAUUUGGGAAGCCAAUUCGUGGAUUCUGUCAAAGGCUCAAGGGAAAACAGGGGCGGUUUCGUGGUAACCUGUCGGGAAAGCGUGUGGACUUUUCCGGUCGAACCGUCAUUUCGCCAGACCCGAACUUGGGCAUCGACCAAGUUGCGGUUCCUUUACUAGUGGCCAAAAACCUGACAUACCCGGAACGAGUCAAUCGCAACAACAUCGAGAAGCUAAGAAGCUGUGUCCUGAACGGGCCAACAGUCUGGCCAGGUGCCGAAGGCCUAGUCAAGAAGGACGGGAUCAAGUUCAACCUGAAAUUCGGCGACCAGUAUGUCCGAGAGGAGCGCGCAAGAGAACUUGCCAUGGGAGAUGUUGUAGAGCGGCACCUGGAGGACGGCGACAUUGUUCUCUUCAACCGGCAGCCCUCUCUUCAUAAGCUCAGCAUCAUGAGCCAUCGCGCCAAAAUCCGACCUUGGAGGACGUUUCGACUAAAUGAGUGCGUCUGCUCUCCAUACAACGCCGAUUUCGAUGGUGACGAGAUGAAUCUCCAUGUCCCUCAGACAGAAGAGGCGAGAGCUGAAGCCAUCAAUCUGAUGGGCGUGGGAAAUAACCUGGCAACCCCCAAAAACGGCGAGCCCAUCAUCGCCGCCACACAAGAUUUCAUCACUGCCGCGUACCUUUUGAGCGGCAAAGAUCAGUUCUUUGACCGAACCACUUUCACAUACAUCUGCACUCAUAUGUUGCUUGGGGAGAACAUCUAUCUGGAGAUCCCGCCCCCUGCAAUUCUGAAGCCUACACAAAUGUGGACGGGCAAGCAGGUGUUCAACAUUCUGAUGCGUCCGAACAAUGACUCUCCAGUCUUGGUCAACCUCGAGGCGAAGAAUAAGGUUUACCAAAAGAGGCCAGGCGAGCUUCCUGACAUGGAUAUCAACGACUGUUACUUGGUGAUUCGAAAUUCCGAAGUCAUGUGUGGUCGUAUGGACAAGAGCACGGUUGGAGAAGGCAAGAAGAACUCUGUCUUCUACGUGAUCCUGCGAGAUUUCGGUCCCGAAUAUGCCGUUUCUGCGAUGAACCGUCUGGCCAAGCUCUGCGCUCGGUAUCUGACUUUACAGGGGUUCUCGAUUGGGUGUGGUGAUGUGACGCCGUCAUCUUCACUGACCAACCAUAAACAGCAGCUCGUGGAGGAAGCCUAUGCUAAAUGUGACAACAUCAUUGCCACUUUCAAGGCCGGGAAGCUCGAAAAGGCCACAGGCUGCAACCUCGAAGAGACAAUGGAGAACUCGAUGUCAGGCAUCCUUAGUAGAGUCCGGCAACAAUGCGGAGACUAUUGCGUCGACAACUUGAGCAUGCACAACGCCCCUUUGAUCAUGGCCAAGUCUGGUUCGAAGGGCUCCGAUAUUAAUGUGGCCCAGAUGGCUGCCCUCGUGGGACAGCAGAUUAUUGGCGGCAAACGUGUGGCCGACGGGUUCCAAGAUCGAACCCUGCCGCAUUUCCACAAGAACGCCCGCCAGCCUCCUUCAAAAGGCUUCGUCAGAAACAGCUUCUACACGGGUCUGCUCCCGACCGAGUUUUUGUUCCACGCAAUCUCGGGCAGAGAAGGUUUAGUCGAUACCGCUGUCAAGACUGCCGAGACCGGUUACAUGUCAAGACGACUGAUGAAGUCCCUGGAAGAUCUCUCGUCUCAAUAUGAUGACACUGUUCGCACUUCUGCAGGAGGCAUCGUGCAGUUUCAGUACGGUGCUGACCGGCUAGAUCCCGUCGACAUGGAGGGAGAUGCUAGGCCAGUCAACUUCGACAGGUCGUGGGAUCACGCCGAGAGCCGGAAAAUGGACCAUUCCGUCAGGUCGCUUCUUCCGUGGGAGAUCACCAAGCGGUGCAAGGACGUCCUUGACAAAGAACGAGCAAAGUAUAUCCGAAAGCAUCUCGUCACUGACGACAAGCUUCAUUACGACGACGAAAAGAUUAGCAGCAGCAACGAACACGACGUUCUAAUCGCGAUUGAUGAGCACGAGAGCGUCAGGGUGUAUCUCAAUUCCGUCCACAAAUACGUGUCAGACCGUGCCCUGAAGCUAGCGAAAGCACGAAGGGCGGCAGGGCUAGAUCCCUGCUUACCGACCGACGAUCCCCAGAUGGAGAAAGAGUUUAAAGAGUGGGAAGCCGAAUGGACCAAGACUGAGCGACGGGGCGCCGAGGGCGAGUCUGGAAUAGAGGCGCAGCUGGACCACAUAGACCGCGUUGCAAAGGUUUCAGAAGCAACGCUGGCUGACUUCAUCCAGAUGUGUCUCACCAAAUACCAGAAGGCACGUGUGGAACCUGGCCAUGCUGUGGGCGCGGUCGGAGCGCAGUCCAUCGGCGAGCCGGGUACCCAGAUGACACUCAAGACUUUCCAUUUCGCCGGUGUCGCCGGAAUGAGUAUUACGCAGGGUGUGCCUCGAAUCAAGGAGAUCAUCAAUGCCUCGAAGACGAUUAGCACACCUGUAAUAUCUUGCGAGCUAGAGAACAAGACCGACCUCAAGGCCGCUCGGGUGGUCAAGGGCAGGAUCGAGAAGACGUUCAUCGCAGAUAUUAUCGAGCACAUUGACGACGAGUGGCUGUCGGAUGUAGCCAAGCUUGUGCUAAAGGUGGACAUGAAGUCUCUGUCGGACCUGCAGCUAGGCCUCACACUAAAGGAUGUGGCCGACUCGAUUAUCAAGGCUAAGAAGUUAAAGCUAAAAAUCGAGCCCGACGACAUACGGAUUGGAGAAGAUUGCAUCGAAGUCCUUGUACAGAACACAUGGCUGGAUGCCACGGCUGCCAAAAAGGCGGCCCGAGUCCGAGAGGCGGCUUUGGAGAAGGGAAUAUCGAUGGUGGGUUCCAAGACGGCAGCGGCAGCAGACUUCCAGCUCCGGGUCAACUUCUUGAAGCGGCUGCUGCCCCAAGUGGCCAUAUCGGGCUACCCAGAAGCGCACAGGGCCAUCAUCCAAACGUCCGACAAGGACAGCACCAACAAGGUGCUGGUCGAGGGCUACGGGCUGCGUGCCUGCAUGACCACGGAAGGCGUGGUUGGCACAAAGUGCGUGACCAACUCGGUCAUGGAAUGCCGUGACGUUCUCGGCAUUGAAGCAGCCCGCACGACUAUCGCAAUCGAGAUUGGCAGCGUCAUGUCGGGCAUGAACAUUGAUCCUCGCCACAUGGACCUCCUAGCAGAUGUGAUGACAUACAAGGGUGAGAUUCUCGGGAUCACACGAUUUGGCCUGGCCAAGAUGAGAGACAGCGUGCUGCAGCUAGCCUCGUUCGAGAAGACACCCGACCACUUGUUUGAUGCGGCGGCCAACAUGAAGUCGGAUCCCAUCGAAGGUGUCAGCGAGUGUAUCAUUAUGGGGCAGACGAUGGCCAUUGGCACAGGAGCGUUCCAGGUUGUUCGCAGACUCGGCAUUCAAGACCGCCAAAUUACACCGAAGCCGACGCUUUUCGAGGAUGCUUGGAAAAAGGAUGAGGCAAUUAGGCGCAGGGAGAAGUUGGUGAAGCGAAGAAGCGGUGUUAAGGGUAGGGGAAUGGGAGGGAUGAUGCAAGGACAACAAACUGCGGUGUCGGCGUCGGCCUAG
Lasiosphaeria miniovina is the source of this 4590-nucleotide messenger RNA. RefSeq names its product RNA polymerase-like protein. Gene Ontology annotation, biological process: DNA-templated transcription. Gene Ontology annotation, cellular component: RNA polymerase III complex. The coding region runs from base 1 to 4590 and encodes 1529 amino acids. The transcript is spliced from 3 exons. NCBI's taxonomy places the organism in Eukaryota, Fungi, Ascomycota, Sordariomycetes, Sordariales, Lasiosphaeriaceae. Gene Ontology annotation, molecular function: DNA binding. The record is from RefSeq and is a predicted model, not a curated record.